Messenger RNA from Oncorhynchus mykiss (rainbow trout), 3518 nucleotides. RefSeq names its product activating signal cointegrator 1 complex subunit 2 (gene ascc2). The record is from RefSeq and is a predicted model, not a curated record. Gene Ontology annotation, molecular function: ubiquitin binding. Lineage: Eukaryota; Metazoa; Chordata; Actinopteri; Salmoniformes; Salmonidae. Gene Ontology annotation, biological process: regulation of DNA-templated transcription.
CGUCACCCAAACGGACAUUGAGCUGCGCGUGCGCAAUGUGCAAUGUAAAGGUGCUUGGGCACUUCCGGCUCGCCUCAUUCGCGAAACAGAACAGUGGCUAGGUUCGUAAUGGCUUGAAAGAGCCAAACAUUAUAUAAAACAAGAGUAAGUUCUCUAUUAGAAGAAUCAACUUGAAAGAGUGAAGAGAAACGAUGGCGUGUGCAAUGAUACCUCUUGAUGAGCAACAGGUGACAGAGGCUGCUGGGCCUCUGGGAAAGGAGCGCACCCUGCCAGCCCUGCAUCCAGACAGGAAGGAGGAGCGGUGUUUUGUGACUUAUAAGCCCCCUCCCGAGGACAGCUCCCCUGCUCAGGUGGAGGAGUACCUGGAGCAUGGCAAGUUCAUCACUGAGGACCUGGACUGGCUGCUGGCCCUGCGACAUGACAAGUUCUGGUGCCAGGUGGUAUUUGAUGAGUCAUUGCAGAAGUGUUUGGAUUCCUACCUACGCCACUCCCCUCGGGGGUUAGACCCCUCCUCCUUGCCCUCCUCCCCGGCCGUUGCUGACAUGCAGCGCUGCAUCCACCGAGCCGUCUUUAUGACCUUCCUCAGAAUGGCCACGCACAAGGAGUCCAAGGAGAGCUUUAUAACUCCGACUGUGUUCGGAGAGAUCAUUUACAACAACUUCCUGUUCGACAUUCCCAAGAUCCUGGACCUGUGUGUUCUGUUUGGGAAAGGAAACGCCCAGCUGCUCCAUAAGAUGAUAGAAAACAUCUUCACCCAGCAGCCGUGUUACUAUGGAGACCUGGAUGAGGCUGUUCUCUCAGUCCUACAGGUGUUAGACACUAUCCUUGCUAAGUGUGGUCUCCAGUGUGAAGGAGCCACUGCCAUCGAGCCUCUGAAGCUCAGCUCAUCCGGCCGACCCACCGCCAUGACCAUGAGUCAACAGGACCUAGUGGAUUUGGUGCUGUAUCUGUGUGACACCUGUACCACCAUCCAGGCCUUCCUGGACAUCUUCCCUGCUGCCUGCUCCACCUUUCACUGUCACAGCUUCCUCAACAGACUAGCCUCAUUCUACGAGGUGGCUGUGCCUGACAUAGAGAAGGCUGUGAGGAAAAGAAACUUUGACGACGACAGUCUCCAGGAGGACCUGUGGAGGAGGGUGUGUCACGCCCGGAGGAGGAUGGUGGAGAUGGCACACCUGCUGCUACUACACACCUGCCUACAGCCCAUACUAGAGGGCUCGGAGAACAUUCAGACAUUUGUGGAGGAACUCCUGCAGCAUUUCACUACUUUCCUACCAGAGAAGAGGUUCCUAUUAGACUACGAUGAGCAGUUCCCCAUAGCUGAUGAUAUCAGUCUUCUUCAGCAGGCCUUUCCUCUCCUAGAUGAGACUAGGACAUCAUAUCUGCUCCAGGGGGUGGAGGAUGCCUGGGACAGCAUCGGCCGGAGGAGAACCCAGGACAGACCCCAGCAGACACACUCCUCUGCCGGGCUGACUGGCCAGGGAGUAGAGGUUGGGGCAGGGGCCUGGGGGGGAGAGAUGGGGAUCAGAGAGCCAGGGGAAGGAGGGGAGACCCCCAGAGGAGCAGAGGCCAUGCGGGAUACACCCCAUAAAGGAGACAACGGUGCUGCGUGUAUGAUCAGUGCGGGGGAGCUGGAGUCUCUGUUAACCCACAUCAGAGACCUGCUACCAGACCUGGGAGAGGGAUUUCUACUGGCCUGUCUCCACCAGUACAACUAUAGCUCUGAAUUGGUCAUUAACUACAUCCUAGAGGACAGACUACACCCUGACCUGGACAAACUGGAUAGAGCCAUGCCCAGGCCGGUAAAGGAGGAGCUUCCUCCUGUACUCAGCACCAGGUCCAACGUGUUUGACGAUGAUGAGUUUGAUGUCUUCAACAGAGACCAGGUGGACAUGACUCGCGUCUGGAAGGGCCGGAGGAAAGGAGAAAGUGUGCGGGACCUGCUUAAUGACAAGCAGCACAUAGCAGAGCAGAAGGAACGCUACCUGACCUAUGAGACUGUGGUGGAUGAGGUCAUCGUGAUUCCCAGUGAAUCAGGAGCCAUCGACAAUCUGAACGAUUAUGAUGAUGAGUAUGAUGACACAUAUGACAUCAACCAAGUAGGAGCCAAUGAUCUGGACGGAGACUCCAACCUGCUCAACCGCAGGCCGUUCACCAUCCCUCAGGUCCUACGGCAGGGAGGCAGACCACAGAUGCAGGAGGAGAACAUAGAGGAGGAAGAGGACGAGAAGGAAGACGCUGUGAAGAGAGACCAGUUUGUUCAGGACCCAGCUCUGCUGAGAGAGAGGGCAGAGGCCAGGAGAGCUACCAUGCAACACAGGAAGGGGUACCGUCCGGAGCCUGCCAGAGAGAGAGACGUGGUGGGUAAACCUAAAGGCCAGGGCCAGUCAACAGAGACCCUUCUGGACCGACGCAAGAAGGAGGCCCACAAGAGCAGGGGAGCCAACCACAACCGCAGGGCUAUGUCCGACCGCAAGAGGAACAAGGGAAUGAUCCCCUCCUGAUAGGUGUUGCCAUGGAGACCAACCAACUGACCUAGCGGACGGUGCGUACAAGACAGGACGACGUGGAAAGGAAGGAGAGAGAAAGAUAAUCUGGGCUCAAAGGUCAUGAGCCCUGAUUGAUGUCCCCAUCCCAGAGUCCUCUUCAUCAGUCAGAUUCUUUCUACCGGGAUUCACCGACCAGGCCAUUUUUAUAGGCCUUUUUCUGUUCUCUUUUAGCAAAGACAUUCUAGUUUUCCAUUUUCUAUCGCAAAGGGACACCAAUGAUUAGUUUCAUAACAGAACUUUGGUUGCCAAGUGGCCUGUUGGUGGAAUGUUUAGAGACACAUUUGAAUGGUUUAAUUUUCAGUUGUUUAGUCCAAUAUUGUAGAUUGAUUCAGUUAAACCAAAGUGCUGACUGAAUGACAAGAGAUUUAUUUUUGCCAUGUAACAAAUCCAUUUAUUAAGAUUUGGAGUGAUGGAAUCAUUAGCUUUUACAUGGUCAUCAAAUGAACAAGGAACAUAUGAGUAAAAUGAGAGCGAGGAGACUCCAAUAGGACGAGAGAACCAGCGCGACCGGCCUGACUGUCAGACUGAAACCACUGUCUGCUGGAUCUAGAAGAACAAUGAAUGUCAGUUAAAUACAGGACUAGACAUCAAAAUGACAGGCAGGCCAGGACCAGGGGUGGCAGCGUGUGUGUGCAAUGUCUGAACGAAGUGAGAGUGUCUGUGGUAGUUAAUAUCUCCUCACCCAGCCAAUCCCCCCACCCACCAUGGUUCAGCCUCAACCCAAAAAGUGAGCUGCUAUAACAACAGUCGUGUGUGUGUUUGGAAGUGCAGCAUAAGAGGCCAAAUGUCCCUCAGACAGACAUCGAACAGCUUCUAGAGGCUUCUGACUCGACAUGCACAACUACUUUAUAACAAGAGAAUCCUAUAGAAAGAUCUAUAAGAGCAUUUUUGUACAAAAAAAAAAAUACAAUUUGCUUUUUGAAGUUCUCUUUAAAAACAAACAAAAUAAUAAAUACAUUUAAUACUGUG